This is a messenger RNA of Amorphotheca resinae ATCC 22711, 995 nucleotides long. RefSeq lists its product as hypothetical. The coding region runs from base 146 to 874 and encodes 242 amino acids. The record is from RefSeq and is a predicted model, not a curated record. NCBI's taxonomy places the organism in Eukaryota, Fungi, Ascomycota, Leotiomycetes, Helotiales, Amorphothecaceae. The transcript has a single exon.
UCGUCAAGCUGUUCCACACAUUCAACGAGAUAUCUACACGUCUUCACCCCAUCUCGAUUCUCAUGACCCAAUAAUCAAUCAGUAGCAUAGAAGCAUCCGCUUUUCAUUCAUAUAUUUCCCCUUUACCCCGGAGAAGUCGACUCCGAUGUCAACCAAUGUCUCCUCCACGCAGUCCCCUCUCCCCGCAACCCCACCACCACAAACCUUCCCUCUCUUCCCUCUCCUUCCCGCCGAACUGCGCCUCAAGAUAUGGUUCUGGACGCUGCCACCAGCCCGAAUCUUGAAAAUUUCCUACUCUGCUAACCACGGCACCUACAUUUCCAACACCGCGCCACCGCUCGCCCUCUCCAUCUGCCACUCCUCGCGCGUCGUAGCGCAAUCCCACUAUAGCUACCUCCAGCUCGGGCCGACCCCUAUCCCAAUCCCGAUCUCCUUCCCCAACGAUACGCUAUACAUCUCGAACCUAGCACCGAUCCUAUCCUCGCACCUUGCAGAUCUGCUCUACAACCUAGCGGUCUCGCCGUCGCGGCACUUCCUGCAGUCUCUAAGCCUCGACCUCCGGGUCUGGAACGAGUUGUGCGAGAAUGGCUUGCUGAGCACGUUGGCGAAGAUGAGAGAGCUGAGGGAGGUCAAUGUCGUUGUGGAGUUUGGCAGAAAUUUCGGCGGCGAGUUGGGCUUUUUGGAUACCCCGGAGUGGAGGCGUGAUUUGAUGUGGUUGGCGGCGCGCGCGGGCAGGAGGUUGGUCGAGGAGACGGGGAGAUUGAGGUUGCUGAGGAAAGCGGAUGGAAGGGGGAAUUCAAGUGAGAAGGAAGAUGCGGAGAAGGGUGUUAAAGUUAGGUGUGUGAUCUUGACAAGAGGCGGUGAGCAGGCUUGAUUUGAUACUGUUUAGGCGGGUGCAAGUAGUCUUUGAAGAGUGAUGUUAACAUAGGCAAUCAUAGGCUCUUCUACGUUUCUGUGUGGAUUGGAAGUGAGGGGAGGCUUGAAUGGUCCAGAAG